Messenger RNA from Aricia agestis (brown argus), 1323 nucleotides. Its product is annotated as glutamic acid-rich protein-like. The transcript is spliced from 3 exons. The record is from RefSeq and is a predicted model, not a curated record. Bases 148 to 1293 code for a protein of 381 amino acids. NCBI's taxonomy places the organism in Eukaryota, Metazoa, Arthropoda, Insecta, Lepidoptera, Lycaenidae.
CAUUUCGCUUCCGUUGUAAAAUAAACAACAGUAAUAAAUUGUAUUGAAAAUAAUUCUCCAGAGAAGUAAAGUUUUAUCGGUUAAAUUUUUUAUCGACGCGAAAAUGAAAACCACAUUCCGCCGACAUGUGACUGCGUAAAUAUUAAAAUGAAGCGAAUUUUAUGUGCCACGAUAUUUUUAUUUAAUUUUAGUAUUUUCCAGUCUUUACAUGCUACGAAAUAUAAAAACAGGGCCCAUGAAAUGCGUGACCAGCUAUUUGAUGCGUUGGAAGAUGGUAUCCGGCCUAGGCGACAGUUGUUUAAAUCUCCCACCGGUAAAUCGAAUUGGCGACGCGCCGAUAAACACUCUAGCAGUAUAGAGAAGAUGAAAUACCAGGACGAAUUCAGAGAACUUCACGAGCAGAAGAAGAAAGAGGCAUUUCAAGCCGGGUCUGUGGAAACGGAUGAGGUCAACAUGGUGGCUGCCAGGCCAGCAGGAGUGCCGUGCGGCGACCCCGACCAGCACGACAUGCCGUGGGGGAACUGCAUGCGGCCGGAGAAAUGCCCGCCAGAGUACCGCAUCUACCGCGGCGACUACGCCUGCGGCUACACCACCUACGUCUGCUGCGCGCUGCAGCUCACUGGCGACGACACCAUCGUGCCUCUCGACGCCUCCUUCGGCUCCGACUUCGAGGAAGACGAGAAGAAAAAGGUCGCGAAGAAGAAGAAGCACUCCAGCAGCAAGAAGUCCCGCAAGCUCCAGGACCGAAGACGCCGCGAGGAGGAGAGGAAGAAAAGGAAGAAAAGGAUGGAGAGAAUAAUAAAGCGCAUCACCCGAAGGAUAAAGAAAGCUUUCAAGGGCGACUCGAAGGUGAGAAAGAGGAAGACUCGCGAGUUCAAGAAGUUCCUUAAAAGAUUAAAACGCAAGUACGAUGAGAGCAGGUUGCUAGUCAGGGACAGGCACAGGGAGGUGCUCAAUAAAACGGACAGAGAGCGCGAGGAGCGCUUGAAGGAAAUCUACAAGAAGAAUAAAGAGUUUAUCCGGGAUGUGACGAAUUGGAGACCCGAGGUUAGGGUGUCUGCGGAGGCGUCCGAAGACGUCACCGAAACGCCGGACGACAGGGAGGUGAAUGCUGAAGACGACAAGGAGGUGAAUGCUGAAGACGACAGGGAGGUGAAUGCUGAAGAUGAUAGAGAGGUUCGUGCUGAGGGCAAUGAUGAAGUCAAUACAGAGCCGUCCCGCAGGAGGACACUUCCUAGACACGAUGCCCAUGGAUACUUAAAUCGCGAUGUUGGUGGCAUACUGUUUCUUUAAAUAAGCGCAUAAUAUGAAUGGAAGUAUUAU